AUGGCCAAGUCUUACGACCACCUUUUCAAGCUCCUCCUGAUCGGAGACAGCGGAGUGGGCAAGACCUGUCUGAUCAUCCGCUUCUCCGAGGACAGCUUCAGCGGCACCUACAUCAGCACCAUCGGCAUCGAUUUCAAAAUACGGACGGUGGAAGUGGAGGGGAAAAGGAUUAAAUUGCAGGUUUGGGACACGGCUGGCCAGGAGAGGUUCAAGACCAUCACCACUGCUUACUACCGAGGGGCAAUGGGAAUUAUUUUGGUUUACGACAUCACGGAUGAAAAGUCCUUCGAGAACAUUCAAAAUUGGAUGAAGAGCAUCAAAGAGAAUGCCUCGGCCGGCGUGGAGCGUCUCCUGCUGGGCAACAAGUGUGACAUGGAGGUGAAGCGAAAAGUCUCCCGGGACCAAGCCGAGAAGCUGUGCAGGGAGCACGGGAUCAGGUUCUUUGAGACCAGCGCCAAGUCCAGCCUGAACGUGGAGGAGGCAUUCAAUACUUUGGCUCGUGACAUCCUUCUCAAAUCGAUCAAGAAAUCAGCACAGCUCCCCAAGAGGCCUCUGGAACUCAAAGCCACCCCGAAAAGCAGCUCAAAGUGCUCCGUGCUGUAACCGGCGGCCAGCCAGUUCGGAAAGGCCCCGUGGCUCCUCCCCUAUCCCCGGCCAUUUUGGCUUCGGUGGGGCUG
This is a messenger RNA of Protobothrops mucrosquamatus (brown spotted pit viper), 677 nucleotides long. It is a transcript of the gene RAB13, whose product is annotated as RAB13, member RAS oncogene family. Gene Ontology annotation, cellular component: plasma membrane; endosome; trans-Golgi network transport vesicle. Gene Ontology annotation, molecular function: GTP binding; GTPase activity. The record is from RefSeq and is a predicted model, not a curated record. Gene Ontology annotation, biological process: regulation of exocytosis; Golgi vesicle fusion to target membrane; cellular response to insulin stimulus. Lineage: Eukaryota; Metazoa; Chordata; Lepidosauria; Squamata; Viperidae. The transcript is spliced from 8 exons. Bases 1 to 603 code for a protein of 200 amino acids.